Molecule: messenger RNA, 4300 nt
Organism: Aplysia californica (California sea hare)
Lineage: Eukaryota; Metazoa; Mollusca; Gastropoda; Aplysiida; Aplysiidae
Exons: 4
Coding region: 1914-3695 (593 amino acids)
Biological process (GO): SMAD protein signal transduction
Cellular component (GO): extracellular region
Molecular function (GO): cytokine activity; growth factor activity
Source: RefSeq, a predicted model, not a curated record
GGCACAAGUCCCGAACGCCGGGGCACGUGCUUUCAACGCCGAGUUCCAUAAAGAGGGGAAGAGGGAGAUUUGGAAUUUCAUUUCUCUGAUAACACAAACUCGCAAGCUAGCCAGUGAGUCCGAAUCCGGACAAUCAUUUUCCGUUGUCGGUCGUCAAGUCCAUUUGUGGUUUUGCUUAAUCUUCACUUUUCAAAUACAUUGAUUUGAUCUGGGGGGGUUUUCUGGGUUUAAAAAAAAAUCCUGUUCAGACAUCAAAUUGCAUACACUGUGUUGAGAUAUCUCUGUCUGUCCUCGUCAAAGACGUCAAAAAGUGACCCACAUUUUCUCAGGACUUAUGCGGAGGUCUGUCCCCCAGGCAAGCUAUUCCCUCUGAUAAAAAAAGCAGUUGUGAAAACAUUCAUUCCUCUGUUCAACCGUGUGCAAAGAAACAAGAAAAUGUUAAAGGUGAACUUGUGCAAAGAAACAAAAAGAUGUCAAAGGUGUUUUGAUUCGUGUAAACCGUGUCCUGCUGUGUCAUCAGUCUGGGCGACAAGGCUGUCUCCUGUACCGAGAACUUCCGAGGAACUUCGAAACAUACCUAACGGGCCCUUUUGAUCGAGCAAAAGGUCAAGAUCCGGGCUCUGAAAAAUUCAGCUUGUCAGCGCAUCGAUAUAACAGCUGCAAUAACGAGGCGUAGUGAAACCAGAAGCGAAAUGAAUUAUUGAAAGUCUAAAUCAAUAGGGUCGUGACAGUCGAGGGCCGACGCGCAGCACUCAAUGAGGGGACCCUGCCACAGACUACAGCCCGCCGCAUCUUACUACUACCAGCGCUCUUCGCGGACUUAGAAACCGUAGCCAGUCGCAACCUGAUUGUGUGCUCCAGUCACUGGUGAUGGUGGUGGUGGCCGUGGCGGUAGCCGAUGCCUCUGUGAAGACGACGAUCCUUGGUGUGACCGGCGCUAUAACCAGCAACUCACCACAACUAGGUAACUUGUACUGACAGACAACCCGUCGUCUCGAACGACUGUGCUGGUGGCCGCCCUCCCGCGGCACGUUCCUGGUCCUUCCUGGUCGGAUCGUGGGCCGACAUCGACGUCAUCCUAGACCGCCCGGUUGUGGGGCCUAUCUCAGUACCCACUGAACCCUGGGUUCUCCGCACCUCAUCCCUCCCCGCCUUUGUUUUUGUUCGUUGGCCGCCGAGCCCUUCAAAUACAGGAUCGUGUUACACUAUUGUAGGAACGUGUUGUGGAUCGGGGGGUGCUGGGUUAUGAUUUCCUCUAUCUAAAUAAUUGCUUUAGAGUACAUGGAUUUAGAGACGACAGACUUCUGAUAUUGUGGCAAAGAGAGAAAAAGAAACCAACCAAGAAACUGGGCCCGGAUUCUGUCAGAAGCGCUCACCAAAUAGUUCUUUCAUGAUGACUUGGUCUUCCGGCUCUGGUGGAGAUAAGUCGCGCCUCUCUCUGUUCGCUCGUUGUGAUGGCUACUGAGGACGUCUUUACAGUGGCAUUUCAAGGCUGACGAAUGAGCAGCUUAGAUCUGUCCGUGCCUCGUUAGAACCUCUGAACCGCGCUGGGAAUUAUUUCAUCUCUGAGAGGAAGCAAACAGGCAUCGACUUUAGAUCACUGGCCUGUUUGACGAAACAAUAUUCCACUCCUGUGCUUUGAGGUGUGCGGGACUUGUUUCACCACCAGGGAACUCUCAUUGUUGAACUGGACUAUAUUUCACCAAGUGCCCGCUAAAGAGAAACUCACAGCACGCCCUCUGAACACGUGGAUAUUUAUUUCACAAGAACACCGUGAGAAGAACGGCACCAUGGCUCCAAUUCACACAGUGCUAUCAUCACAUUCUAUAUUUCUACGAGCAACGAUACAUUUCAUUUGAACCGAGUGCUCACUGCAGGGACAAGCUCCUCUCACCUUCCUUCCCACCGUCUCAAUGUACGGCCCUGGCAUCAGAAUGGAUCGUGUGAACUUCGUACGAACGUUGUCCUCUUGCAGUACCGUCGGCCUCAUCCUUGUCCUUCUCUCAACCACAGUCCCUCCUACAGUUGACUGCAAUGGCACGAUUUCUUCAGCAAUGCUCAAUCAAACGAUCCGAGAAAAAAUCAGAGCCCAGCGGCUACUGGAACAAAUCAAGCAUAAACUAAACACUUCUACGCCGUCCGACAUCUCCGUUAUCUCAGGUAUCCCUCGUAGGCUGCACUCCAGGCCUCAGCACCAGUCAUCCUCGACCAAAUUUAACCUCAACAAUGCCAAUAUUUUGUAUCCCGGAACGGACGCCCAGACACGCUACAAUCAGAGUUGGCCACUGGUCAACCCCAAACCGCCCACCAAAACCGUCCUCCGGCCGGCGAUGCCAUGGAACAGCAUCAUUCCCGCGGUGGGUGUCGAUCGGAAUAUUCUCGCCUUUUCACUGAAAAACGAAACAGUGAGUGGCACGAGGAUGGUCACCAAGAUCUAUCUCUGGCUCUAUGUUUGGAAGCGUGAACGGAAGAAGAAGAUGACGUCGUCAUCUCGUCCCAUUACGUCAUCGGCUUCCUCUUCCGGUCCCUCGGCGCGCGACAUGGCCGCCAAGCGGAGAGGUGCCAGAAACAAGAGACAAAAGAAAGGCAAGAUGAUCAAAAUCCGUGUGUUUUUGUCUGACGAGAACGGCAAGCGGGGGCAGAGGAUAGCGCAGCUGAAGAAAAAAGUGCAUAAGAGUAAAUGGGAGACACUUGGGUUACCCGUGUCCCUUGUGAAGUCGAUUGAAAGCUCAAGUCGGGGUAAUAAACUCUGGUUAAAGGUGGAGUGUAAGCGCUGCACACGGCGCACACAGCUAGUAUUUCCAACCACAUCUGACUCUAAGAAAUGUCGUAGGAACAAGAGAAAGAAAAGGAAAGGGAGAACUAGAAAGUCAUCGAAAGAUAAGAAAUCAAUGAGAAGAUUAAGGAAAAAGUGUGCAAGUGAGGUGGCAGAUUCAAAAAUGUUUCCUUUCAUUGUCCUAGAGGAGAAACCUAUGUCUGCAAAUAGUCGUCCGAAGAGGGAUGUAGAGAAGGAAAACGCUCCUGUUUUUCCGUUCCGUCCCCGAUUCAGGGGAAAACGGGAGAAAGAAAGGUUUGGGUCUCAGCCUGAAAAAAAUACAAGGGCUGAGAUGCAAGCACACAUCGUAAACCAAGAGCAAACUUGCUGCAGGGAACAGAAAGUCUUCAUCGAAUUCAGUGAUCUCAAUCUUGAUGAUGUCAUCGUAGCACCGUCAGGUUUUACCCUCACCACUUGCACUGGCUCGUGCUUUGGUGACGUCACGUCAACGUCAACAAACAAUGUCCAUUCUCUUUGCUCAGGCAAGCAUCCCCAAAACGAGAUGCUUUCAAAUACUGCGUCAGAUGGCCAAAUGGUGACCUCCUUUCCGGCUCAACACAAGACUUUGUCAGCCGAUGACAAUAGCACAAAUACUAGUCACACGUCUCAAAAAAUCCGUCAGCACGUGAGAAACUUUCUCGAGACAGAAGACCCCAACGUGCGUCGUGGACCUCACAGUUUCCUCAGUAUCGUUGCCAGUAGAAAGCGACGCCGCUUGAAGUUGAAGGAGCCGCCCCCUCAAUGCGGGCCUGUUGAAAGACAAAGUUUAGUGAUUGUGCAUUUUACUCAAGACAAUAACUUAGUACAAUCGGAACUGCCAAAUUUCCUUAUUUCAAAGUGUGGUUGCAAGGGCAAUUUGUUACCAAACAAAGGGACGUAAAAAGUUGACCUCUUGGGGCAUGGAGAGAGAGAGAGAGAUAGAUAAAUAGAGAGAGAGAGAGAGAGAGAGAGAGAGAGAGAGAGAGAGAGAGAGAGAGUGAGAGAGAGACAGAGAGGGAGAGAGAGAGAUUUAGUCAGAGUGAGACAGAGAGACUUUUGUAUAAUAUUUAUACGUUAUGAUUAUAUUAUAUCAAACCAUAUUCCAUAAUUUAUUGGUCAUUACAAUGCUCAGGCAUUUCAUUACACUGACCACUGAUCGAAUGAGUAUUGAGUAUUCUUAUGUGUGAUAGAAUUUCAAUGAGGAUUAGGAAUCGGAUAGCCAUGGCGCUUUAUGCUGAUACGUGUUGACUUCUCUUACGACAUAAGAUGCUGGUCUGUUAUAGUUGUGUUGUGCUUGUUUUAAUCAUUGUUUCAUAUGCUAUAUUUGUUAUGGUAAACACAUCUGAGGGUGUUUUUUUUUUCGAAACGUUUGUCCUGUUUAGAAUGUUACCCAUUGCCAGGUAUAGCCAGGGGUGUGUGAAAGUAAGUGGUAUAAAGAUCCAAUCGGUUGUUUUUUAUUUGCUUAGAAAGUUCUGCGAUACAUACAAAGAGAUGGAAAGAAAGAAA